Drosophila eugracilis is the source of this 1173-nucleotide messenger RNA. Its product is annotated as xylulose kinase. Gene Ontology annotation, biological process: xylulose metabolic process. Gene Ontology annotation, molecular function: D-xylulokinase activity. Gene Ontology annotation, cellular component: cytosol. Lineage: Eukaryota; Metazoa; Arthropoda; Insecta; Diptera; Drosophilidae. The record is from RefSeq and is a predicted model, not a curated record.
UCUCAAAAAUUUCUUUCAAAAUUUCAAAAUUUCAAGUUUUUACCUUCCCCUCAUAAACACCGAUGGAAUAUGUGCCACCGAUGCAAGCAGGACUACAGUGGCAACAGCUACUUGGGCCUACACUUGGGGAGCCAACUAUUCCGAGCUUUGAUUCUUGACUCGAACUUAAAGGUCGCUUAUGUGUCGCAGAUCCGCUAUGAUUUGGAUCUGCCCGAAUUUAAGACUGUCAAUGGAGUGCUGCCAGACAGUGGUCCUGGUGAGUACCUCGCCAAUCCAGUGAUGUGGGUGAAGGCGUUGGACAUGCUAAUAGACGGCCUGGCGACACAGGGUGCGGACCUGCACUCGGUGGCCUCGAUUGCUGGAGCGGCGCAGCAGCAUGGUUGCAUUUUCUGGUCGGAUAUAGGAUUAAGGCGAUUGUGUAACCUGAAUGUGAAUCUGAAGCUCCAUGAACAGAUCACGGAAAGCGCCUUCGAGUUGACCAGAACGCCCACAUGGCAGGAUAGCUCCACAGACGAACAAGUACGCCAAAUGGAGCGCGCCGUCGGUGGUCCCCUUGAACUAUCUAAUAUUACAGGAUCCAGGGCGUAUACAAGGUUUACGGGUCCUCAAAUCCGGAAAGUAUACACCAAAUGCCCGGAGCACUAUGAAAGAACUCCCAAGAUAUCACUAAUCAGCAGCUUUUUGGCCUCGCUGCUCAUUGGCGGCAUCGCCUCCAUAGACUACACUGAUGGCUCAGGGAUGAACCUGCUUGAUAUACGGCAAAAGAAGUGGUCUCAAGAGUGCUUGAACGCCUGUGCUCCUGACUUAGCAAGACGCCUGAUGAAACCCAUUCCCUCUUCACGACUGCAAGGACGCGUUGCGGACUACUACGUGAAACGGUGGAACUUCAGGCCGGACUGCAUGGUUGUGGCUUCUGCAGGAAGCAAAGCAUCGGAGCUGGCUGGUCUUCUGGUGGAGACGGACUUCCUGAUGGUGUCUCUGGACACCAGCGAUGUGGUGGUGAUGCCUUUGAAGAAGGCUCCGGUUUUGGAGGAGGGCCAUGUGAUGUGCCACCCUACCAGGACACUGUAAGCCGAAGACCAAGAUCAUCGUUGUGGGCGAGGACUCCAGGAGCCAAAGUGUCCUACAAAUUGUGGCGGACAUCUUCAAUGCUCCCGUUUACAAGAGAACAGG